Molecule: messenger RNA, 3198 nt
Organism: Camponotus floridanus (Florida carpenter ant)
Lineage: Eukaryota; Metazoa; Arthropoda; Insecta; Hymenoptera; Formicidae
Gene: l(2)gd1
Product: coiled-coil and C2 domain-containing protein 1-like
Exons: 13
Coding region: 175-2598 (807 amino acids)
Biological process (GO): regulation of transcription by RNA polymerase II
Cellular component (GO): nucleus
Molecular function (GO): DNA-binding transcription repressor activity, RNA polymerase II-specific; RNA polymerase II cis-regulatory region sequence-specific DNA binding
Source: RefSeq, a predicted model, not a curated record
AGCCAUACUUAACGGACUUAAUCAUGGCGUCUCUUGUUCUUCUCUCUGUACUUACUACGUCUAUAUAUUGAUAAAGUGUGCGAUUAUAAUAACAAUUUAAUCCUUCAGAUUUCAGUGUUCUUUCCAAAUGAGUCUGAAUUCCUAAACACAUUUGUGUAUUAUAUCGCCGUUAAUAUGUUUGGCAAGAAAAAAGAAUUGAAACGACCCAGGCCAGUCGGUGACUUAGAACAGUUUGGCAUCUUUGAAGUACCUGAUAUAAAUAUGGGCAAUAUUGAUGAUAAUACGAUAAGAGAUGAUGAUAACGAUGAAGACUUAGAAGCUGAAUUAGCUGCUUUGGCAGCUGGUAAUGAUACAGGCUACAAAAGUAGACGCAAUAUUACACGUAAAGCUGUUACGAAUGUAAAUUUGGAUGAAAUGAUAGCUGAGUCCAUGAAGGAUACAAAUUCUGAUGAGGAACCAUCUGAAGAAAAUGAUGAUCCUACAUUACUAAAAGAAUUACAAAUGCUCACAGGAGAUGAAAUUAUAGCAGAAGAGACAGAAAUUCCUGAAAUAGUAGAAGAACAAGCAGAACCUAAUGAACCUACUGCAGAAGAAAAUAAUUCUAUGCAUGAAAUGACCAAACUAUUGCAAGAAAGACUAAUGAUUUAUGAAAAAGCUGAACAAAAGGCAAGAAAUGAAAAUGAAUCUAGUAGGGCUAAAAGAUAUAGCAGAGGUGUAAAAACACUCAAGGAAAUGUUGGUUUCUGCACAAUCAGGCAGAAAUAUAAAUGAAGCUGAUAUUCCUCCACUUUUGCCUCCUUCUGCAACUGCAGAAUCUACAGUUAAAAAUGCAGCAAAAGAAAUAUCACCAACUGAAGUUAAUGAAUCAUCUGCUACGUCAGAUGCAGUUUCAAAUGAUGGUCUUUCUGAACCAACGGCAGAUGUCACAGUUGAUCAAGAAGCUUUAACUAAAUUAAAAGACCAACAACAAAAAUAUAAGACUGCUGCAGUUGCAUGGAAGAAGGCGGGUAAUAAAGAGCAAGCACUGCAGUAUGUAAAAACUGUGAAACAGUUCGACAUAGUUAUUGCUGCAGUUGCUGCGGGUGAGAAGAUUGAUUUGUCAGAUAUGCCACCUACUCCAACUCUACCUUCUUCAGCAGAUAUUGUACCACCAGUGAUGAAAGAAGAAAGCGAAAUUCAGCAACAAUCUACAGAUACAGCUGAUUCACAAGCAAAACUUGGUCUUGAAGAUAUUGAAGGUGCUCUUAAAGAACGUUUGGAAGUGUACAGGAGAACAAAAGUGGCUGCUGAAGCUGAGGGUAAUACUUCUAAGGCACGCAGAUAUGGUAGAAUUUGCAAACAAUUUGAAGAUGCUAUUAAGUCACACAUAAGUGGAAAACCAGUACCUCUAGAUGAACUUCCUGUUCCACCUGGUUUUCCACCACUGUCUACUUCGCAAAAUAAUGAUACCACUGCACAAUCUGUAGCUCAGCCCAAAUCACCUGAAGAUAAUAUUGUAACAAAACCUAUAUCACCAAAAGCGCCCGUUCCUUCUCCUAAAAUAGGACAAAAACCAAGUCACAGAAUUACAUCGCGUGCGGAAAAGCAAAUGAUACAAUUACAACUGCGGCAGCGCGAAUUAAAGCAAGCUGCUUUAAAUGCAAAACAAGAUGGGGAUAUGGAUUUGGCGCGUGAUUAUCUAAAGCAAGCUAAAGGGAUACAACCUUUAAUUGAAGCUAGCAAAGCUGGAUUACCUGUCGAUAUGAAUUCGAUUCCGUUGUCACCUCUUGAAAAAGUAGAACUCAGUAUAAGUCAGAAAGAUGAAAAUUUUGUAUUAGUAUCUACCGAAGAUUUUUUGGAAGGCUCGAGUGGAACAAAUGAUCAAAUUUACGAAAAUCUUGAAACUCAAUUAAUUAAACAAAUUAAGUGGUGUUUAUCUACACGAGAUCAUUCAAAAGCAUUAGGAGAUGUUCCUGCAUAUAAUAGAUGGGAACGACUAGCACUUGGUUACACGCGAGAUUUAGAUAUGCUAAGAGUUCGAAAACGCGAUUUACUGCCACCACCGCAACAUCAUUAUGAAGUGAAAACCUAUCAAAUAGUACAGUGUUCCAUUGAUUUAAAUGACAGUGAUAUCGAAAUUUCUAUAAUUAGAGGAAUCAAUUAUCCUCGAGAGGCAGACACAUAUGUUAUGUUUGAAUUUCCAUUUCCGUCGGAUAAUCAUCCUACAGAUAGAACAUCGACAAUCAAAGAUUCUGCCAAUCCUGAAUACCAAGGUGUAUUUCCUCUGAAUGGGAUUAUAAAUCGUACUUCUAGACAAUGCCAAAGAGCCUUUAAACGGCAUGCUUUAAAAUGUGAAGUUUGGGCAAAAGGAUGCUCACUGAAUCCCAUUUUAUGCUGCUCUCAUCCCAGAGGUUUCCUCCGAAGUGACAGUCUAUUGGGUACAGUGACGGUUAAGUUACAACCUCUCGAGUCCCAGUGUACUCUACAUGAUUCCUUUCCGCUUAAGGAUGGCAGAAAAGUAACAGGAGGAAAACUAGAAUUAAAAAUCCGUUUAAGAAAUCCAAUUCUUUUUAAGCAAAUAGAAAACGUCACAGAUAAAUGGUUAACUAUUGAUCAAUGAUGGAUGAUUGAAUGCAGUUUAAUAAUUUAUUGUUAAUUUGUCAUUUUUGAAUUAUGGGGCCUUUAAAAUAAUACGCAUCAGAAGAACAUCUAUAUAUGUUUUAUAUAGGAUGUCCGAUUGUGGGCACCCAAAUUGAGCUCCGGACUCAAAAUCUAGAUUUAUUUGAUGGCUUCUCUAGAUUUUACAACUUUUGAUUUGAAAAAUUUUUUUAAUGCAUUAUGUUUUCGACAUGUUAUUAAAUUUAUUCACAUUAAAAUGACAGCCUGUAUAUUAGUAUGUUGCGCGCGUAAGUGUAUGUGUGUACGUAUAUAUUUAAGAGCCAAAUGUCCGUCGAGAUGAUAAUUUUGCAAAAGUAUGAAAAAAUUUGUUAAAUGAAAAAAUUAGAUACAGAAAUAGAACUGAUUAAAUAAUGUUCAGAAUAUGCAAUGUAGACAGAAAUAUACUCAACAAAUUAUGAUGAUAAUUUUGAAGAGAUCAAACAGGCCUUGGAAUAAUUGCAACGUAGUUAUGAUUAAUGACAGAACACAAGUUCAAUGGGAAUAUUGAUUAAUCGUUGACGCCAAUCUGCUAGCAAACUUGCUAAUAUUUUGUUUAUUCUGA